AUGGAAGCAGCAGCUAGGAGUUGGAGAAGAAGCUCUUCUUCACAUUCUUUGUUUCAAUUCUUCAUAUUUUCACUUGCCAUUCUUCUCCUCAUGUUAAACGUUCCAACUGUCUCUGCAAGCGAAACUACCAACAAAGCUUCUCGUAAGACCUACAAAAGCUUCAUAAAGAAAGCCUGCAAUUCAGCCACAUAUCCCAGCGACUGCUACAAAUCUCUUUCCAAAUACGCACCCGCCAUUAAAACAGAUCCAGAGAAGCUCUACAGGGUUUCCUUAUUCGUCACUAUAAAAGCUGCUCGUAAAACAUCCUCCUCCAUAUCCACUCUUUGGAGACUAAAGGGUUUGAGUCGUACAGAGCGAGCCAUCGUCCGUGAUUGUGCUUCAACAAUAAGUUAUGCCAUUGACGAGAUGAAGCAAUCCUUGACGGUAAUGGCCAAUAUACAAGGCGCAGAUCAUAAGUCUGAAUUAAUAGAAAAUAUAAGGACAUGGGUUGCUGCUGCAUUGACAGAUGAGGGCACAUGCACGGAUGAAUUUGAUGGCCAGAAAGUGAGCUACGAAGUGAAUAAGAACAUCAAGAAGACUGUGUUGAAUCUCUCCAAGUUGACCAGCAAUUGUUUGGCUCUUCUCAAUACUCUCUCUAAUCGUAGCUAA
Messenger RNA from Gossypium arboreum, 648 nucleotides. Its product is annotated as pectinesterase inhibitor 4-like. The record is from RefSeq and is a predicted model, not a curated record. Gene Ontology annotation, biological process: negative regulation of catalytic activity. The transcript has a single exon. Gene Ontology annotation, molecular function: enzyme inhibitor activity. NCBI's taxonomy places the organism in Eukaryota, Viridiplantae, Streptophyta, Magnoliopsida, Malvales, Malvaceae. The coding region runs from base 1 to 648 and encodes 215 amino acids.